Neoarius graeffei (lesser salmon catfish) is the source of this 3347-nucleotide messenger RNA. RefSeq names its product scinderin (gene scin). The record is from RefSeq and is a predicted model, not a curated record. Bases 122 to 2293 code for a protein of 723 amino acids. NCBI's taxonomy places the organism in Eukaryota, Metazoa, Chordata, Actinopteri, Siluriformes, Ariidae. Gene Ontology annotation, cellular component: actin cytoskeleton; cytoplasm. Gene Ontology annotation, molecular function: phosphatidylinositol-4,5-bisphosphate binding; actin filament binding. Gene Ontology annotation, biological process: actin polymerization or depolymerization; actin filament severing; barbed-end actin filament capping. The transcript is spliced from 16 exons.
GCACUCCGAGCUCUCUAGAAGAGUGUUAGACACUGCUACUAUUGAUUCAGUCCUGACAGGCAGCUGUGUCUCACACCACACUCUCAACUCCACACACCUAGACAACUCACUGCACUCAGCCAUGGCUGUCUACCACAAGGAGUUCGAACAAGCUGGAAAGAAAGCAGGCCUCCAGAUCUGGAGGAUCGAGAAGAUGGAGCUGGUUCCAGUGCCAGAAAGGCUGCAUGGGAGCUUCUAUGUAGGGGAUGCCUACUUAGUCCUUCGUACAGUCAAACAGAAAAGUGCCUGCUUCUAUGAUCUGCACUUCUGGUUGGGUAAUGAGUGCACUCAGGAUGAAAGCACAUCUGCAGCCAUAUUUACAGUACAACUAGAUGAUUAUUUGGGGGGCAAGCCAGUUCAAUACCGUGAACUCCAGGGCUGUGAAUCCACCGCUUUCACCAGUUACUUUAAAGGAGGGAUCACAUACAAAGCAGGAGGAGUGUCAUCAGGGUUCCAGCAUGUGAUCACCAAUGACCUCAGUGCCAAGCGUCUCUUCCAUGUCAAGGGCCGGCAUGUUGUCAGGGCUACAGAAGCACCUCUGGACUGGGCCAGCUUCAACAAGGGCGACUGUUUCAUAGUGGACCUGGGUGCAACUAUCUACCAGUGGUGUGGCUCAAUGUGCAACAAGUUUGAGCGUCUGAAAGCAGCCCAGGUUGCUGCAGGCAUUCGUGAUAAUGAACGUAACGGCCGAGCUCAAAUUGUAAUUGUAGAAGAGGGAAGUGAACCCAAGGAGCUGAUUAAGGUUCUUGGUAAAAAGCCAAACCUUGCAGAUGGUGAUGAUAAUGACGACAUCACAGCUGAUAUAUCUAACAGAAAAAUGGCAAAACUUUACAUGGUAUCUGAUGCCAGUGGAAAAAUGCAAGUGACACUUGUAUCAGAAGAGAAUCCUUUUUCUCAGAGUCACCUGUUGACCGAAGAGUGCUUUAUUUUGGAUCACGGCAAAAGCAAGAUGAUCUUUGUAUGGAAGGGCCGCAACGCAAACCCCAGUGAAAGAAAAGAAGCUAUGAAGACAGCCGAGGGCUUCAUCAAACAGAUGGGUUAUCCUGCAAACACACAGAUUCAGGUGCUUCCAGAAGGAGGAGAGACUCCCAUCUUCAAGCAGUUCUUUAAGGAUUGGAAAGAGAAGGACCAGAGUGAAGGACUGGGCCGGGUCUAUGUCACCGAACGGAUUGCUAGGAUUCAACAGGUGCAGUUUGACGCUUCUAAACUUCACGAAUCUCACCAAAUGGCAGCCCAGUAUAACAUGGUGGAUGACGGAACUGGAAAAACGCAGAUUUGGAGGGUGGAAACCGGUAAUAAAAAAGACACCAAAGUUCCCAUAGAUCCAAAGACAUAUGGGCAAUUCUAUGGGGGGGACUGUUAUAUCAUUUUAUACACCUACGGAAAAGGGCAAAUCAUCUACACCUGGCAGGGUUCCAGCAGUACGAUAGAUGAGCUGACUGCUUCAGCCUUUCUCACUGUUGAACUGGACAAGUCACUGGGUGGAAGCGCAGUCCAGGUCCGGGUGACCCAAGGAAAGGAACCUGCACAUUUGCUGAGUCUGUUCAAAGCCAGACCUCUGGUUGUGUAUAAAAAUGGGACAUCCAGGCAAGGAGGGCAGAAACCUUCACCUUCAACCCGGCUAUUUCAAGUGCGCAGAAACCUGGGUACAAUCACACGCAUAUCUGAGGUUGAUGCCAUAGCAGCUAGUUUGAACUCCAAUGAUGCCUACCUAUUGAAGGUGCCUCAGGGGAAUGGGUAUCUAUGGGUAGGGAAAGGGGCAAGUGAAGAAGAGGAACGUGGAGCUGAAUACAUGGGUGAGCUGCUGCAGUGUCGCCCCCAACAUAUUACAGAGGGAAAGGAGCCAGAGGCGUUCUGGAAUGCUCUGGGUGGACAAACCAAGUACCAGACAUCGGAGAAGCUGGAGAGCAAAAGCACAGUACGGCCUCCUCGUCUGUUUGCCUGCUCCAACAAAACAGGAAGAUUCAUUAUUGAAGAAGUGCCUGGUGAGUUCACCCAGGAUGACCUGGCAGAGGAUGAUGUCAUGCUACUGGAUGUCUGGGAUCAGGUGUUUAUCUGGAUUGGAGCUGAUGCCAAUGAAGUGGAAAGAACAGAGUCAGUAAAGUCGGCCAAGGCGUAUAUUGACACAGAUCCAUCAGGACGGGAUAAGAGGACACCCAUAGUCAUAGUGAAACAGGGCCAUGAGCCCCUUACCUUCACUGGGUGGUUCCUGGCAUGGGACUCAUCCAAGUGGCAGACCAGGAGCACAAACUGAAGACACAGAAUGUCAUUUUAAGCUCAGGGAAGCUGUAUGACUGUGUAUGACAUCUAGGUAAAAACAGGCUAUGCCUUAAAACUAACAUCCCAAUCAUGCCUGUAUGUUAAAACAGUACCUCCGCCUUGGUUACCUUUCAUCAUUGCUGGAUUGGUGCAUUUCUUUUCUACCAUCACUGGGCAUCAUUUACCUGUAAAGAUGCAUGAAAUAAAUUAUUAUUCUAAAAGCUCAAAAUAUUAAAGGUAAUACGAUGGUUCUUAAUUUGCAAUUAUGCACUUUAAAGCUUAAAUGUGCAGGAAAUGUAUGUUAGUACACUACCGUUCAAAAUUUUGGGGUCACUUUGAAAUGUCCUUAUUUUUGAAAGAAAAGCACUGUUCUUUUCAAUGAAGAUCACUUUAAACUAAUCAGAAAUACACUCUAUACAUUGCUAAUGUGGUAAAUGACUAUUCUAGCUGCAAAUGUCUGGUUUUUGGUGCAAUAUCUCCAUAGGUGUAUAGAGGCCCAUUUCCAGCAACUCUCACUCCAGUGUUCUAAUGGUACAAUGUGUUUGCUCAUUGCCUCAGAAGGCUAAUGGAUGAUUAGAAAACCCUUGUACAAUCAUGUUAGCACAGCUGAAAACAGUUGAGCUCUUUAGAGAAGCUAUAAAACUGACCUUCCUUUGAGCAGAUUGAGUUUCUGGAGCAUCACAUUUGUGGGGUCGAUUAAAUGCUCAAAAUGGCCAGAAAAAUGUCUUGACUAUAUUUUCUAUUCAUUUUACAACUUAUGGUGGUAAAUAAAAGUGUGACUUUUCAUGGAAAACACAAAAUUGUCUGGGUGACCCCAAACUUCUGAACGGUAGUGUAUAUAAAAGGUGUACUCUGGAGCGUACCCUCUCAAAGACAAGGGGGGAAGUACACUUUUUUCCCCCAAAAAAUGUUUCCUUCAGCUUUUUUAAAAAAUUGAACUUGCAUGGAUUAUUCUUCUCUGUAUUGCCUAAUGUGUCAGAUUUAUGGGAUUGUGAUACUGCUUAAUAAAAUGCAAAAAAAAAAAAAAUCAAUUAAAAAUGUAAAACUGA